AAAUGUGAUUCGUGUGGACUCCUCUGCCACAACUUGGACGAUUUCAUCGAGCACCGGAACACGGAAUGUCGUAAUGGCCUUAACGGAGGAUCAGGAACCCCCUCAUCUUGGCGUUCUUCGGAUGGCGGAUGCACCACGCCUGAAGAAUCUUCGUCUCUCUCGCCUCUGGCAUCGUCCUGCGAAACUCCUGACGGUCAGGAUCUUCCCGAUUUUGGCUACACGAUCGGCGUUACCGAGAACACACCGUACCCGUGUCAGUUCUGCGAGAAAGCCUUCCCUCGUUCCAGUUACCUGAAACGGCAUGAGCAGGUCAUGACAAUUUUCUCUCCUUUCCAUUCGCAGGUCCACAGCGACAAGAUGCCGUUCCGAUGCGAUUAUUGCCAGCGACUUUUCAAGCACAAGCGAAGCCGAGAUCGUCACGUCAAGUUGCAUACCGGUGACAAGAAGUAUCGCUGCACUCAAUGCGAAUCCGCUUUUUCAAGGAGCGACCACUUGAAAAUUCACAUGAAGACUCACGACAACGCAAAACCGUAUCAAUGCUCAAUGUGCAAUCGUGGAUACAACACUGCGGCUGCUCUCACAAGUCAUAUGCAGAACCACAGGAAAAACACCGCUGAGGCCCAGGCCAGAGACGAUCGACAGCGAAUGUCGAAUCGUCCGACGACCAACCACAGAUCGGACAGCGCCAACGAUUCUGAUACUCCUCUGGCGAACGGUUUCCGUACGGACCGGCUGUCGAGGAGCCCUUCGUCCGACCGGCCCGCGCCCCUCUUGAGCUCACCGCUCGACCCGUUCACAUCUUCCCCGACGCCGGUGUGCUCCCUAUGCAGCCGCUCUGAUUUUGGAACGAUGGAGAAUCUGCAGUUGCACAUGCGAGCAGCCCACUCCAACUUCCCGGCCAUGGCGUCCCUGAUGAACAAAAACAUCAACUUCAAUCUGGCAUACCUCGCGGCGCAGCGACUGUCCCCGACGGAUGCCGGCACCGAAACUUACAACUGUCAAUAUUGCCGCAUCCAGCUGCCAUCGCCACACGCCCUGCAGACUCACACCCUGCAGGCGCACACGAUAAAUCCCGGAACGCUGCCACACAGCCUGGAAUUCAUAUCGAAGCUCUUCGAGGCCCGGGUCCUGCAGAUGGCGAACUCCGAGUCCGUUGUUGCGGCCGCGGCCGCCGCCGCGAACCACAGCUGUCCCCAUUGCCGGAUCGAGAUGCCGAGUCAAGCCGCUCUCGUCGAACACGUGCGAUUUGCUCACACGGACGUUAACGGGGGAGGUCCUUUCAUCUGCCCGCAGUGCGGUCAAGCGAGCCCGGACUUCGAGGCGUUCCGGCUCCAUCACGCAUCGCAUCUCCCUCCCAACAAGGUGUCCCGUGUUUGCCCCGAAUGCAACGCCGAGUUCGGAUCUUCCCAGCAGCUGGAGACACAUGUCGCUUCCCACUAUCUCAAACAGGCUACCGAGUUCAACUGCUCGUCGUGCAGCAAAGCCUUCUCCGAGCCCGAGGACCUGCAGAAACACCACAUGGAACACCACGCUCAACACCUGUACAGGUGUUCGGUCUGCAAGAAGGUGUGUGAAUCGAAAGCCGAAGCCCAAGCGCACUUCUCGUCGAAACACUCCGAGAAAACUCGAGUUUAUCAGUGCGGUAGCUGUAACACGAAUUACGGCUCGGAGGGAGAAUUCUCCGUUCAUGUGCAAGUCACGCAUUUAGCGAAAGCAUCUCCGUACAGAUGCUUGCUGUGUAAACAGACAUUCCCUAGUGAGCCGCUACUCCAAAGACACGUCGAGACUCACAAUCGUCAGUUCGCGUGCUCGAUGUGCGACCAGGCUUUCCAUGUGGAAUACCUCCUGCAGAAGCACAUGGAGGCCGCCCAUUCGACGCUUUCGGCGCAGAAUCUCACCCUGUCCAAGCGGACGGCGAAAUGCGAUGUUUGUGAUCUAGCCGCUAAUGGCGUGAGCCUCCUCUGCGCGUACUGCAACGAAAGCUGCAAGUCACGCUCGGAUUUGGACAAUCACAUGAAGUUGCACCAACACGGCUCUUCGAACGGAAAACACAAGUGCAACAUCUGCGACGAGAUUUUCUCCAAUGUUUCGGCCCUGGCUGAGCACAAGCUCACCCACUGCAAAGUCACCGUCGGAACUACCUGCGCCAUCUGUCGUGACAUUCUUCGGACCGAGAAGGAGUUCGCGGAGCACGUUGCCACUCACGGCGGCUCCGGAACUGGACUACCUCUGCCGUGCGUGAUUUGCAAGCAGACUCUCAUGUCAGAGGUCGAACUCCAGAUUCACGCGAAGUUCCACAUCGGCUCCUCGUCUGCGACUUCGGCUGAAGCGACCAAGAUCUGCGAAAUCUGUCACACUCAGAACGACCAUCUGGCUCGCGCACCUAACGGUAAAAUCAGCUGCGAGGAGUGCUUCGCGCAAGGAGUUAAACAGUCCAAGAUCGAAAAGUGCUCCGACUGCGGAGUGAAAUUCGAAGGUCGGAUCGAGUUUGAGCGUCAUUCCUGUCGGAAAGCCGAGCCCUCUCACAAGAAGAUCAAAUUGGAGAAGAUUUCGUGUUCCGACUGCCAUAAGACGUUCGAUUCUGCGGCCGAUCUCGAAAGUCACUCGAAGAUCCACCGUGAAAUCCCGUCGGCUUUCGAGUGCAAGCUGUGUCGAGGUGGCUUCGAAACCGCAACCGAGCUCCAGAUCCACCUGAUCGAACACAGCUUCGAAGGAUGCCCCGGAUUCACGUGCUACCUCUGCAGUGCGAUCUUCACGACCGCGCGGUCGUUGAGCAGUCACAUCACGGAGCACGGCAGUAAGCCGUUCGAUUGCACUAAAUGCGACAUGACGUUCUACUUUAGAGCUGAGCUGGAAAACCACGAGCUCACAGAACACCUGAACCGAACUCCCACACCGAGCCAAGAAGAGAGAUCUGCUCUCGAACCCGAGGUGGAAAUGACCGAGGACGGUGACGAUGAGGAACUUGUUGUUGCCUGA
Galendromus occidentalis (western predatory mite) is the source of this 2979-nucleotide messenger RNA. Its product is annotated as zinc finger protein Lobe. Gene Ontology annotation, molecular function: DNA-binding transcription factor activity, RNA polymerase II-specific; sequence-specific DNA binding; zinc ion binding. The transcript has 6 exons. Gene Ontology annotation, cellular component: nucleus. The record is from RefSeq and is a predicted model, not a curated record. Lineage: Eukaryota; Metazoa; Arthropoda; Arachnida; Mesostigmata; Phytoseiidae. Gene Ontology annotation, biological process: regulation of transcription by RNA polymerase II. The coding region runs from base 313 to 2979 and encodes 888 amino acids.